Molecule: messenger RNA, 1129 nt
Organism: Scleropages formosus (Asian bonytongue)
Lineage: Eukaryota; Metazoa; Chordata; Actinopteri; Osteoglossiformes; Osteoglossidae
Product: deoxycytidine kinase
Exons: 7
Coding region: 1-795 (264 amino acids)
Biological process (GO): nucleobase-containing compound metabolic process
Cellular component (GO): cytoplasm; mitochondrion
Molecular function (GO): ATP binding; deoxynucleoside kinase activity
Source: RefSeq, a predicted model, not a curated record
AUGGCAACUCCUCCUAAGAGAAUAUGCUCGAGUCCAGUCUUUGACAACAGUUUUGAAAAGAGGACUAAGAAAAUUUCCAUCGAGGGCAAUAUUGCUGCUGGAAAAUCCACGCUUGUCCGUCUUCUGGAGAAAUCCUCGGAGGAAUGGGAGGUGAUUCCAGAGCCCAUCGGAAAGUGGUGCAACGUACAAACUACCGAAAAUGAAUACGAGGAACUUAGCACUUCUCAGAAGAGCGGAGGCAACUUACUGCAAAUGUUGUACGACAAACCUAGUCGGUGGUCUUACACUUUCCAGAGCUACGCGUGCUUGAGUCGUGUGCGCUCACAGCUGCAACUACCCUCCAUCAAACUACAGCAGGCAGAGAAACCUGUGCAGUUCCUGGAGCGCUCAGUCUACAGCGAUCGGUAUGUGUUUGCUUCCAAUCUGUUUGAGUCCGGGGACCUAAAUGAGACAGAAUGGACCAUUUACCAGGACUGGCACAGCUGGCUUCUCUCCCAGUUUGAGUCGCAGAUUGAGCUGGAUGCUAUGAUUUAUCUGAGAGCUGAUCCACAGAGAUGUAUGCAACGACUGCAUCUUCGAGGACGAGAGGAAGAACAGGGAAUUCCUCUGGAAUACCUAGAAAAACUGCAUUAUAAGCAUGAGUGCUGGCUUUACCACCGUACAACCUACUUGGAUUUUGAGUACCUGAAAGAUCUUCCCGUUCUUGUCCUUGAUGUGAAUGAAGAUUUCAAGUAUGACAAAAUUAAGCAAGUAGAUGUCAUAGACAAGGUAAAGGAGUUUCUGGACACCCUUUAACACCUGAUCCCUAUCUCAAGGGACAAUGCUUAAAACUUUGAGUGAUCCAGUCUCUUCAGAUGGGAUCUAUAGAAGUGUGUGUAUAUACUGCAGAGAGUGGAAUAUCUCGUAAGAUCUGCCUCUGAAUACAGUUUUUUGCUGUUGUAGAUAAUGUUUUGUUAAUACAGCUUUUUAAAUGUAAUUUAUGUAUAGGCUCUUAACUUUCAAAAUUUUGAAAUCAUCAAAUGUAAACUUUAAGGAGUUCUGGAUUUGAGUAGAAUGGCAGCUUGAAUUUGAAAGUGUUACUCUUUUUACUUUCAGUGUUAAAGUAUGUUGGAAUAUGACUCAAUGCAGG